AUGCAGGACUCAACCACAGCCCUUGCUAUGGACGGUUACACCAGCAAUGUGCCGGCCUUUCUUACUAAGCUGUGGACUUUGGUUGAAGAUCCCGAGACCAACCACCUUAUCUGCUGGAAUACGAAUGGCACUAGCUUCCAUGUUUUCGAUCAGAGUCAGUUUGCCAAGGAAGUCCUGCCCAAAUAUUUCAAGCACAACAACAUGGCCAGUUUCGUCCGCCAGCUGAAUAUGUAUGGUUUUAGGAAAGUGGUGAACAUUGAACAAGGCGGACUUGUGAAACCGGAACGUGACGAUACGGAAUUCCAACAUCUUUAUUUCCUACAAGGCCAUGAACAUCUUUUGGAGCUGAUCAAAAGGAAGGUGUCUGUGGUGAAAAGUGAAGAAACCAAGAUGCGCCAAGAAGACCUCAGCAGACUCUUAUAUGAGAUCCAGGUCCUCAGGAACCAGCAGGAGAUGAUGGAGUGUCAAGUUCAGGAUGUGAAACAGCAGAACGAGGUUUUGUGGAAGGAAGUUCUGUGUCUCCGGCAAAACCAUUUGCAGCAUCAGAAAGUGAUCAAUAAGCUGAUUCAAUUUCUGUUUGGCCAGCUCCAGUCCAGUCCCAGCAGCCCUGGGAUAAAGAGAAAACGGCCUCUCAUGUUGGAUGAUGGCAACUCUGCCCCACAAGUGGCCAAAUUCAGAAGACCUCUCCCUUUGGAUCCCUUUCACGAGCCUUGCUACAUUCAGUCUCCAUCCGCAGAGCCUGCCUCCUGUUUAAACAGCCCUGUUCCGAGAGGAGCCAUCAUUUCUGAUGUUUCGGAAGCUGCCCAGCCCAGUCCGGUGGCUUUACAGCUGCCUCCCGACAGUGAGAGAACAGUCAUUCCUGAUCUCUGGGACGGGGCUGAUCUGAAUUUGGAAGGCUUUCAGAUCUUUCUAAGAAACCCACAGUACAGUCUGGAAACCAACAGAUCUUUGGAGGCUUUCAAUCCCAUGAUCCCAUCAAAUGAAUGGACUUUAAAUGACGUGGAGGCCGAUUUGCCUGGGUCUGCAGAUGCUCACUGUGGAACAACUGGAGAAGAACAUAAAUAAGAAGUCCUCCUGAGGACCAGAGCCUCAUCAUCAGUACUCUUGCCUGGGAGCUGAAUAUUUACAUCUGGAAAACAUGGCUUUGUCUGCUGGCUUUGUCUGGGAUUCCGGUGACAGACAGACACACACAUUUCACAAGGAAAGACUAUUUUUCCAACAUAACUCUUGUGCUGCUAUUUUGACCAGUUCAGGACACUCUUUUUCGAAUGGAGAGCUCCAUGCGUUCAACUGGUUUUUUGUUUUUUUUUGGGGGGGGGGAGGCCAUGCAUUCAACUGGUUUGUUCUGCAUAUUCUCACAGUCUCCUG
Messenger RNA from Ahaetulla prasina, 1368 nucleotides. RefSeq names its product heat shock transcription factor 4 (gene HSF4). The transcript has 11 exons. Gene Ontology annotation, biological process: regulation of DNA-templated transcription. Bases 1 to 1065 code for a protein of 354 amino acids. NCBI's taxonomy places the organism in Eukaryota, Metazoa, Chordata, Lepidosauria, Squamata, Colubridae. Gene Ontology annotation, molecular function: DNA-binding transcription factor activity; sequence-specific DNA binding. The record is from RefSeq and is a predicted model, not a curated record.